Elaeis guineensis (African oil palm) is the source of this 1059-nucleotide messenger RNA. Its product is annotated as E3 ubiquitin-protein ligase RING1. Gene Ontology annotation, biological process: ubiquitin-dependent protein catabolic process. The record is from RefSeq and is a predicted model, not a curated record. Lineage: Eukaryota; Viridiplantae; Streptophyta; Magnoliopsida; Arecales; Arecaceae. Gene Ontology annotation, molecular function: ubiquitin protein ligase activity. Gene Ontology annotation, cellular component: nucleus.
UUUCCAUAUUGCCAGGGAUUGGGGUUCCAACUGCAGCUGAAGGAUGAGAGCUGGAAAUGAUCAUGGUAACUCCUCUCCUAAUCAUGAUCGGCGCUGGAACUGGAAUUCCACCGUUCCCCGGACUCUAUUCCCUCGGCUGGAUGAAGACAGAGGUAUGUAUGCUCCUUGGAGAUUGUUCGAGGAAAGAGUGAGGACUGGACCCUAUGGCUUAACCCGCUUUCCAUUACGACCUUAUUCGCCGAUACGGAUCCUUCUUGUUCAUGGCGAAGAGGAGGAUAGGGUGAACCCGAGGCUUCGACAGUUUAUCCAACAAUCCCCACCACGGAUCCGGGGAGAGUGGCAUCUAGGGCCAGGCUCGGAGCCGGAGGACCCCGGCUUAAGUGAGGAGGAGUUCAAGAAAGCUAUGAAAAAGGUCAGGAAGCAUAUAUAUAAUCCUCCCUACCCCAGGCGGAGGGCAUGGAAGCGAGGCCUUUUCAGCAGGAGAAGCAGCAAUGUACCUAAUGAGGAAGAUGAUGAGAAGGAUGAAGAGAAGCACUGCACCAUUUGCUUGGAAACCUUCCAACCCAACGAGCAAGUAAUGAUGACUCCAUGCAACCAUAUGUUCCAUAAUGACUGUUUGGUUCCAUGGGUGAAGGGCCACGGCAAGUGUCCGGUCUGUAGGUAUGUGCUUUGUGAGAGAAGGGAGACCACGUUAGCACGUAACGUUGGUCACAAUAAUAAUUACUACAGCAACAACUCUGGGUACAGCAACGCAAGCUAUGGGGGUGGUGAUGACGACUUGGCUGCGGACUUCAUCAGGCUGGUAAGGGCGAUGGAGGAGGCUUUCAAUUGGGUUACCGACUCGCUGCCUGGUUCAUAUCGUUAGAUGAGACGUGCCUUUUGUUUGUUGACACCUCUCUCUCUCUCUCUCUACUUGGUUGCCUAAGUCCUACGCAGGCAUAUAAUAAAGUAGUGAUUGCUCCUUAUGGUGCUUAAUUUCAUGUAUGGGCAUGUAUCAUCCUGAGCCUCACAAUGAAAAGAGAGAAAGGAAAGAAAAUAAAAACUUGCUAUCAGUUGCUU